AUGCCUGCCAGUGUCGCUGUUCUGCCACCGGCAGUCCCCGCAGCACCGGCAUCUCGAAAGACUUCGCUUGCGCCGGAACGCAAGUACAAAUGCCAGUUUUGCGCUCGGCGCUUUUCAGUCGAUCUGAGCACCGGAAGCCGCCAUGAACGAUCUCUACCUUUCGUCAGGCGUGACCUUUCUUCUUUCGACACGACCGAACCGGUGCAUGCUCGCGAUGCGUCAGGACCUCCACUUCACAGUGACUCGAAGCGCAGGAAGCCGCGUGGUGGCCCGGCCAAGUCCCCGAUAGCCAUUGAUACGUCCGCUCUUGAACAAAUCGAAGCCACUAGCGAUGGUAUUUUCGAUGUUGAGACAGCUGCCAUGCUGGUGGCCGACCUUCACCACAAGGCCACGGCUGCCAUGCGCAACGGAAGCUAUGAUGGAAACUCGCCAACGCCGUAUUCCCCUCGCGGAUCCGCCCUGCUGGAGCCCUCAGUGACAUACCCCUCCGGCGCGAUAGCGUUGCCUCAGUGGGACUCUUUCAUGCCCCAGUCCGCCGCCGAGUCCAAAGCCCACUCCAUCACGUCUUCCACGUCAGGCUCUUUCGAGUCUCAACAGUCGUUCACCACGUCGAGCACAAUGCAGCCCCACAUCAACCAGUUGCCUCCACUCAACGGUCAGACCUGUAAUGGUUUGGUGCCGGCGCUGCAGUCCAUGAUCAGCUCGUUGCCCAAUUCGACUGUGGGUACGCCCGUGACGCACAGCUCGCACAUGAUGCACGAAAACGCUGCGUUCCAGACCCCGCAAGUCGCCAACGACGAUGCCCGCAAUCUGAUUCUCGACAACAUUAGGGCCAUGGAUUCGGAGCACGCCAUUCCUGACGGCUUCCGCCUUCCCAGCUUGGCGUCGCUGAACCGGUAUCUGUCGACGUACUUCGGCCUCUUCCACCACCACCUGCCUUUCCUUCACCCGGCCUCUUUCGACCCCACUUGUGUGUCUCCGGCGCUGCUUCUUGCUGUUCUGAGCAUUGGCGCCCUGUACGCCUUCGAUCAAGACCAGGCCUACAUGCUACAUAUUGGCUCCAAGGUCCUCGUCAGUCAGUUCCUCCAGAACAAGGAAAAUUUCAGCUCGAGGAAGUGCCCUCUCUGGACCAUGCAGGGCUCAUUGGUCAACAUGAUCUUUGCCAGCUGGAGUGGCGAUCCCAAGGGCUUGGAGUGGGCUUGCUCGAUCAAAAGUCUGCUUGCCAAUAUGGUGGCCGGAAACCGGUACGAACUGAAGCUUCGGCAGGAGGCCCGUGGAGACGCCCAGCCCAGUCGUGCCGAAUGGGUUGAAGACGAAGGCUGCCGUCGUACAUACUACGCUGUCUACAUCUUCUUCGGUCUGCUGACUCUCUCCUACAACCAUACUCCCGCCAUAAGCUUCAACGAGUUCGAGGAUCUCCACUUGCCUUCCUCAGAGGGCCUCUGGAACCUCAAGGUAGCAGACGAUGCCACGUGGGCCGAGCAAAUGAAGAGUUUGCCUGUUGUGACUUUCAUGGAGGCGCAUGACAAUCUGUUCCAGGGAGAGACACUCAGGUACAGCGCGUUUGCAAGCCGUGUCAUGAUCAACGCGCUCUUUCUCGAAGUUUGGUACCACAAGCGUAGCCCGGAGGCUUUGCAGGACGUGGUGACAGAAUACAAGCUGCGCCUCGCUCUGGAGACGUGGGAGAAGUCCCUCGAACUCUGUGAGCCGGAGACGUCGGCUGUACCCCUCAGCGCCCCUCACAAGGGACACCCUCUCAUCUUCAAUGCGAAGGCGCUGUAUCGCAAUGCACGAGCUCGUCUCGAGGUGGACCUCAAGGCCGUGCAGGAAGCCCUUCGCUACCACGAUUCGUACGAAGUUGCGGCUGCCAUGUCAAACGCUCGUGAUCGUGUGAAGAGAUCAAGUGAAAUGAUCAAGGUCAUCCAGGAGUGUUACAACUGUAUUGAGAUUGCUGUGGUGCAGGGUGUGCGGUGGGUCGCGCGGACAUCGCCCACCAACUGGAGUGUUGAGCAUGCGCUCUGUGGUCUUGAUCUCAUAAUCAUUCUCUCUCUGUGGCUUUAUCGUCUGGAACAUGACGAGGAACCUGCCACGGAGGAGGAAUUGGCCAUGUACAACAAGGUUAGACUCCUCUUCGACAAGGACCUCGAUGAGGCCUACGCCACACAGCUCAGUUCUGUCGUGGCCAGGCUUUGGGGCUCCAUGCUCGACGAGGUGGUCGUAUGGGGAAUCACCCGACUCAUGGGCGAAUCAUUCCGCCAUCACGCGCAGGCGCUCGUCGGAUACGUCGACGAUAUGGAGGCGUCCUCAAAUGUAUCAACCCCGUCUAUGAUUUCUCAAGGGGCUGAUGAGGAUAGCGUGUAUUAG
Molecule: messenger RNA, 2364 nt
Organism: Verticillium alfalfae VaMs.102
Lineage: Eukaryota; Fungi; Ascomycota; Sordariomycetes; Glomerellales; Plectosphaerellaceae
Exons: 4
Coding region: 1-2364 (787 amino acids)
Biological process (GO): DNA-templated transcription; regulation of transcription by RNA polymerase II
Cellular component (GO): chromatin
Molecular function (GO): RNA polymerase II cis-regulatory region sequence-specific DNA binding; DNA-binding transcription factor activity, RNA polymerase II-specific; zinc ion binding
Source: RefSeq, a predicted model, not a curated record